AUGCGGGCAAGCACAAACAAGAGGACGGGUAAAGACGGAGGAGGAAACAUUCAGUUUUCGGUCAUCACUAUCCUGCUUAUUGUUUUCUGUACGAUCACUUGCACCUUUCUUCGUGUGCACUACAACAUUAAAUUACAAAAGAUGGCUCUCUAUAACAGAAAUCUAUUAACCAUGGAACUUUUUCGCCGCGCCAUCAGUUCUUGCCUACAACAGUUAGGAAGUCAAAGAGAGGGAGAUCUAAUAAAUCACCUUUCAGUGGAUGUGCAACGUAUUGCAGACGCAGUGCAGUCAAUAAAUGAUCUCUGGGCGCUUCCACUUCAACUAGUCUUUGCGCUUUAUCUCUUGUAUGUUCAAGUCUCUUUUGCAUUUGUUGCAGGAGUGGUCGUGACGCUUGUACUCAUUCCUGUAAAUAUGCAGCUUGCUAAACGCAUUAAACAGGUGCAAACCAAUCUUAUGCAGGCGAACGAUGAACGUGUUUUGGCAAUCACAGAAAUUGUGAAUAACAUACUUUACGUUAAAAUGUGUGGCUGGUCCCGGAUGGCGGAACGAUGGGUGGGGAUUCCACGAUUGCGAUACAUGAAGUGUCUUCGUUGGCUCAAAUUUUUGGAUGCCUUUUGUGUCUUUUGCUGGGCCGUCACACCCACUUUUGUGUCACUUGUUACUUUUAUCACCUUUAUUUGGAUGGGUGGGGACCUAACGCCUGGUAAAGCUGUCAGCGCCCUGGCGCUUUUUGGUUCCCUUGUUCUUCCAUUAAACGCGUAUCCAUGGGUGAUCACCGGCUUUGUUGAGGCGUGUGUUUCGUGGCGGCGUUUACAACCGUUUCUUUCCAUGCCACAGGUUCAAAACUGUUUUUUCGAUGGGGGCAUUUGGGUGUUAUCUAAUGCUGGUAAUGGUACACCGUUAAGUGGUGUAAAGGAAAACAUCACGCAUGCAAACAGCAUGGACGAAAAUAUGGGGGGCCCGUAUAUGGAAGGGGGAAGGCACUCUUUCCUGCAUGCACCAAGUCACCUCUCGUUUGAGUUUGAUCGUAUGGAACAGCAUCGGUUAUCGAGUUCUCAGUUGCGACAAGAUGACGGCCAGGAUGCCUUGGUCAACGUUGAGAAAGGGAAGUUGCUAUUAGCUGCAGCUAACUGUAAUUGUGCGGUGGAACAGAUGUUUAAGUUAUAUAUCCCAAAGUUUCAAGCAUUGCGUGGUCAAAUAAUUGCUGUUGUGGGACGUUCUGGAACAGGUAAAAGCGCCUUUUUAAAUAGUCUUGCAGGAGAAUUUGACAUGACGCCAACUUCUUCACUUACCAUUGUACGGAGUUCAAUGUCGUUUGUAGAACAGACACCUUUCUUAAUGGCAGGGACAUUGCGUCAGAAUAUCCUUUUUGGCCUUGCAUUUGAUUCUGCGAGAUACAGGGCGGUGAUAAAGGCGGUGGCCCUUGAUGAGGAUCUCCAUCACAACUUUGCUCAAGAAGGGGACUCUACGUUUGUAGGGGACCGUGGUGGAAAGCUGAGUGGUGGCCAAAAAGUUCGUGUGGCAUUGGCUCGCGCCUUGUACGCGAAUAAAGACUUGUGCCUAGUGGAUGAUAUUCUGGGUUCUCUUGACACCACUGUAGCUCAUCACAUUGUGAAAGAGGUCUUUGUAGCUGCGGCAAGGAACGGGAAAUGUAUUAUUGUUGUGACGCAUAAUGAGGAGCUUAUACAGUGUGCGGAUGCUGUCUAUGCGUGUGCGGAUGGCUGUCUUGCCGUCACGGAACAAGCGAAGGAUACACUUAUUUCCUUGCUGACACGAAUACCACAGGAAAAGGACAAGGAACUACAACGAAAAGAGGAAGCGAAAAAGGAAGCGGAGAAUGAUGUUGAGGCAGAGGUGACACCCGCGUUGACGGCCUUGGAGGUGGGUAAACAUGGAGUUCUCGCGUGGAGUACUGUGAUGUGUUACUUUGGUUGCGUAGGGUGGAGACUAACACUGUUUAUUGUCAUUUCCGCUGCUGCCAUGCAAGUUGCUCGUAACGCGAGCGAUCAAUAUGUUGUGGUAUGGUCAAAAGAUGGCGAUGGUAAUACAGCUGCGUUUAUACAUAUGUUAAGCAUAAUUGUUUUACUUAAUAGUUUGCUGGCAAUUAUUCGUGGAUUUUCUUUUGCAUAUGGAGGUUUAAGAGCGGCACAGCGUCUUCAUAACAAGCUUCUGCAUCAUGUGAUGUCAGCCACAUUUCACUUUUUUUCGAAUACCCCGCCUGGGGAAAUUAUUAACCGAUUGUCCAAUGAUACCUACACAAUUGAUGAUUCCCUUCCAUUUAUUCUUAAUAUUCUUUUGGCGCAGACAUUUCUUUUUUUGGGUUCCAUAAUAAUAAUAAUGCUUAAUUCCACAGGAGUAAUCCUAUGGACACUUGCCCUUUUUUCACUGCUAUAUUACCGCAUCCAGCGCCCCUACCGCACGGUUUUACGAGAGCUACGACGUUUGGAAGCUGCAGCGCGCGCGCCUUUGCUUGACACAAUGCGUGACGUCUUGGUGGGUGGAGUUGUGAUUCGAUGUUUUGGAUCAGCUGCCGUCAACUUAUACAUGUGUCGUGUACAGGACCAAGCCAAGGCCUUGCUCCGCACAGAAUAUAAUGCACUGAUGUUAAAUGCGUGGUUUGGACUCCGUCUGGAGCUGGUGGGUAUUUUAUUGCUUAGUUUUAUUGGGGUGCUUGGGAUUUAUUACCACGGGAGCUCGCAUGCCCCAAUGCUGGGAUUGGCCUUUGCAUACGUGCAACCACUAACAUCAUACGUUAACGGUCUUCUUGGUGCGUUUACUGCUACAGAGAAGGAAUUUAUCAGCGUUGAAAGAGUUCGGCAGUACUUUUAUUUGGCACGCGAAGACGCCAAGGAUGGGAGUGUGCCGUUGCCUACUAUUGCAUUAUGGCCGUCUCUGGGCAAGGUUGACGUUGUAGGUGUCUCCAUGCAAUACGACGAGGCUGGCCCUCAGGUGCUGCGGUGCCUCACGUUUCAUGCGGAGGCAGGGGAAAAGGUGGCUAUUGUGGGACGAACCGGUGCCGGCAAGUCUUCUAUUUUUGCUGUUUUGCUUCGCCUUGUGAACUUGAGCGCGGGAUAUGUUGCCAUUGAUGAUUGCGACAUCUGUCAAUUGCCGCUGGAUCUCCUUCGGUCACGUCUGAGUGUGAUUCCACAGCAUCCAUUUAUUUUCCAUGGCACGCUUCGCAAAAAUGUAGAUCCACUAGGUUUGUACACAGACGGUGAAAUCCGCGCUGCUUUGGACUCUGUCAAGCUUGCCGAUCUUAGUCUGGAUUCCGAAAUGUUUGAUGGUGGCACUCUGUGUGGCGAGAAACAGUAUCAAAUUGCAAUUGCCCGCGUGCUUCUCAAACGGCCACGCCUUCUUUUAUUGGAUGAACCGACUUCUCAGUUAAACUCCGAGGCAGAGUCACUGCUGUGGCGUGUGCUGGAUACGCUGCUGAAAGACACGACUUUGCUUUGUAUCACGCAUAAGCUAUCACACGUUGAUUUUUUUGAUCGUGUGGUUGUCAUUGACAGAGGCCAAGUUGUGCAUAGUGGCCCACCUGCACUUCUUCGUCGUAAGGGUGUGUGGCCGUUUGCGUCAGACGCGGGUUCCCGCUGCUCUUUAAAUCAUGUAAAGGUACGAGACGUGUGGAGGGAACGAAGAAGAUCAGCUAGGUAG
Trypanosoma rangeli is the source of this 3654-nucleotide messenger RNA. RefSeq names its product putative multidrug resistance-associated protein. Bases 1 to 3654 code for a protein of 1217 amino acids. Lineage: Eukaryota; Euglenozoa; Kinetoplastea; Trypanosomatida; Trypanosomatidae. Gene Ontology annotation, biological process: transmembrane transport. Gene Ontology annotation, cellular component: membrane. The record is from RefSeq and is a predicted model, not a curated record. Gene Ontology annotation, molecular function: ATP hydrolysis activity; ATP binding; ABC-type transporter activity. The transcript has a single exon.